AGAUACUGGCUGCACCUGUUCACGGUCUCACUCUCUUUUCACGCUACCAGCAGCUACUAGAACAACUACACCAUGGAGAUUAAUUGUACAGAAAUAGAUCAUGUGCUGGAGAAGUACUAUCUCUCACCAUCUUAUGCCAUUGAAUUCUGCAUUGGUUUCCCUGGCAACCUUUUGGUUGUGCUUGGUUACAUAUUUUGUUUGCCAAACUGGCAGAGCUGCAAUAUUUACCUCUUCAACCUGGCAGUCUCUGACCUUGUUUUCCUUUGUACACUGCCACGCCUCUCCUAUCUCUAUGCAAAUGACCAAUCAGAAACCAGUCCCUUUGUUAGCAUUAUCAACCGCUAUGUCCUGCAUGUCAAUCUUUACUCUUCCAUCCUUUUUAUGGUCUGGCUUUGCAUGGACCGCUUCCUGCUCAUAAAACAUCCAACACGGAACCACCGCCUGCUGAAGCCACGAACAGCCCUGAUUGUGACAGGGCUGAGCUGGCUAGUUGUCAACAUGGAAGUUGCUCCAAUGAUUAUUCUCAUGGUUCAGGACCUACAGAGAGAAAACUGGAGUCACAGCAACGAUUUUGCCAACCUAAGGGGAGAUGUUAAUACAUUAGGCUACAGCCUAGGGCUAACCUUCACUGGUUACAUUCUUCCUCUGCUUGCACUUUGCACUUUCUCCUACCAAAUUGCACAUCUGCUCCAUGUCCAAGAAAGGGCUCUACAGCGCAGGACAACAUCAUACAAACGGCCUCUCAGGGUGGUUGUGUCAGCUGCAGCCAUGUUUCUUAUUCUCUAUACUCCCUACCAUGUGCUGAGAAAUAUCACAAUAGCAUUUCAGGAGCCCUGGGCAGGACCGGAGACCUGUACAACGAUGUACAUACGGGGCGUGUACAUCUUGACUCGACCCUUGGCUUUCUUGCACAGUGUCAUCAACCCUGUCUUCUACUUCCUCAUGGGUGACAAGUUCAGAGAGCUCUUGCUCACUAAGCUCAGAAAUCUCGCCAGAAAGACAGAUCAGCGAAGUAAACCAGCCUAACAACAUUCAACACCAGAUCACUGCACAUAAACAUGGUCAGUUCUGUCUUUACAUAUUGUAUUGUAUUUUUUUUUUUUUUUUGUUGAGAUGCUUUUCUCUAUUCUUUUGUGUUUGUUUAAUAUAUUCAUUGAUAUGAUUGUCAUCCAUUAAAAUAGUGUCAAAAUGUCUGAUGUAAUGGAAUAUAUUUGCCAAGCCAAUUAAUGAUGUAAAUAUUUUUGUUGUAGUGACCACAUUUUAUUUAUUGAAAGUAAAAAUAUUAUCUGCAACUGAGGCAAAGAUGUAAAGGAACUACUAAAAUAACUUAAUACAUUUAAAAGCCACAGCCUGUAGCUUAUUUUAUAUUAGUGCUCUAAGUAUAUUUAUUUAUUUGUGCAUAGGUUGCUUCUAUAUGUAU
Molecule: messenger RNA, 1420 nt
Organism: Toxotes jaculatrix (banded archerfish)
Lineage: Eukaryota; Metazoa; Chordata; Actinopteri; Toxotidae
Product: succinate receptor 1-like
Exons: 2
Coding region: 73-1026 (317 amino acids)
Biological process (GO): G protein-coupled receptor signaling pathway
Cellular component (GO): plasma membrane
Molecular function (GO): G protein-coupled receptor activity
Source: RefSeq, a predicted model, not a curated record